Porites lobata is the source of this 27484-nucleotide messenger RNA. NCBI's taxonomy places the organism in Eukaryota, Metazoa, Cnidaria, Anthozoa, Scleractinia, Poritidae. The record is from the annotation of a GenBank genome assembly.
AAUCGCUCACAGGUAAACCGCGUUCUAACACACGGCCGGCAUUUCUGCUUAUUGUUUACACGAGGUGGCGUGAAACAAUAAUUUGCAAAUUACAGGGUAAGAGUUUUUUUCUUCCUAAUUAAGCUUAUUAAUUGAAAAGCUUCAUAAGGUUACUUUGAUUCGUUAAUGAAAACAAGCUUUGCAAACAGUAUUAAAUUCACAUGAUGGCCUAUCGCUAACAUUUAGCUUAGCUUAGCUUAGCCUUAAGCUAAUGUAAUACAUGCAACGAAGCCUACAUGUAUGUCAAUACCAUCCGGAGUUUGAAGCAAUUUUAAAGAAUGCAUGACUUGCCCACGUACAUCUUUCAACGCCUUAUAUAAAAACAUAUACGUUUGAAAUUAGCUGGAUCCAUCAUGGAAGCAAGUCAUUACCGGUGUUCAUUAUUCUCAGUUAUUAAUUUUACUUUGCGUUAUUUUCCUCACUUAUACAUUGUCCGUGACUGUGCUCACAUGGUGGAUGGCUCCUCCUAAAAUGUUCUGCAAUUAGUAUAGGAUUUAAUGGAGCCGAAACCAAUUGUGGAAUUGCACGCAUUUUAGGCCUCCUACUGAUGAACAGUUGCGACACGUAGAUAUAUAUUUUUUAGCAACUAAGAUAAUUUGCAGUCUGUCUACUUUGAAUUAUUCUGUGAUCUUGCCCAGUCAGCUGUUUUAUUAAUUGCACUGCUUACAUCAUGUACUCAUACUUUUUAAAUUGCAUCGAGUAGCUUUAACACUGCUUCUGGGGAUUUUGUUCCACGCUUGCUUAAUUAAAUACUUAUCGUAUCAUCUGUACUGUACAUGUUGCGUGACUACAUUCUGUUUUAAUACUGUAAAUAAUUUAUUACAUCAACAACGACAGCUGAAAAAGUAUAAACAGGACGUAACGUGUCGAUAAUUCCAAUAGUCGAUAAAAAUCGAUCGUUGUCGAUAAAAGUCGAUAUUAAUUAAUCAACAAAUAUCGGAAAUCGAUAAAAGUCGAUCACAAAAUUUCUUGUGAUUAUCGAUUUUGAUUGACUUUUGGAGUUAGAGUUCGAUUUCAAUCGACUUCUAUCGAAAAGUAUCGAAAGAUAAAAAAACGAUCAUAUGUAGAGCUAUGUAUGUUUCAAUAUUUUAAUUUGCACUGUAACUAGAGCUGAGUAGAGAGCUACAACUUCUUCCCAGUAAAAACUCCAAUAUGAAACAAAUCACCCCAACUCAUGACUGAAAUUAUUUAGAGGUCGAACACAAAAGUACCGGCAGAUGUGCGCCAUUUCCAAACCCCUAUAAAUGUGAGUAAUUUUCUCACCAAGAAAUGUCAUAAAAUUGACCUGGAAAAUUAGCCAUGAAGACACCAGUGCAAUCCAAAUCUGAAGUAACUGAAUGAUCGUGAUACAGCACUCUUCAUUUGAUGCAAUGCUAUAAAUUGCGAUGAUCACUGAAUUAAUUUUUUGAAGAAAGAUGGCAUGUAAGUGUAUUGUAAAAGCUUCCAAAAAAAAUAAUAUGUGCAAAACGAGGUGCCGAAGGCACUCCUUUCGUUCAUCGUAGUAAAACAGAAACAUUGGGCCUUUGAUGAAAGUACAUGCAGAACAAUUUUCAUACGGAGACUGGUACUCAGAAGAUGAAAUCACGUCACAUCGUUUAAUUGUAUCUGAGUACUUUGUAUAAAUCAAAUUCAGAAAUAUAGCCUGGUGUGAAAUUGGGUUUGGUAAUCAUAUGGUUAAUCUUUACACUAAAAAAUACUAAUGAAUUUUUAAUAUAUAAAAGAAUAUUAAUAAUAUUGAUAAUACUAUUUCAAAGAGAAUGACAUUAUUACAAGUACAAAGUGCUCCCUUACAUCAACAUUUUUUAAAGUGACCUUUUGCCAACCCUUAUUAUGAAGUCGUUGCCAGAAAUAAGAUAUUGGUUUUGCAUAAAAUAAUCAAAAUGGCUGCCAUAUUUUUUCAAAAGAGGGCUUAAAUAAUAUUUCAAUGUUUAACUCACUUUUAUAACUGUAGCUAAAGACCUCAAACACUUAAGCUAAUAAUUAUACCAGUAUGGCUAAUUGACACAUGGCAGUGGGCACAUUAAUAAAAUUGGCAUUUUUUGCUGUAAAUAUUUUAGUUGCCAGCAUUAUUUUCUACUUGCUACGGAGACAAAAAUAGUUGCAGCUUAAAAUGCUGGUACAAAUCACUGGUACUUACCAAGAAGAAACUGUUGUGAAUGAAUAUACCUUUUUGGCAUGCAUGUUUUUUUUUCUCAGUUUUAAACAAUUUGCAAGCUAAUUACCUCCUUAUUGUUUAUAUUUCUCCUUCUCACAGUCUGAUGCGAGCUACCAGUUGAAAAGAAAAUCAUUAUUGUGUGAUCAUGGAUCAGGUGAUGGAUGCCAGUUACCCAGAGAAUGCUACUGACUCUAACAAUAUCAAUUCUUCAUAUCCUAAUGCAUCUUCAGAGAAUUUUACUGAUGAUGCUUGGGCUUCAUUUUCUGACAGUUAUCACAAGGAAGUGCACAGGGUAAGACUUAAUUUUCACAGUUGCUAAACCUGUGUAGAUCUGAAAUUUGAGGAUCUUGUAUUUACACCUGUAGCACUAAUGCUGUCUUCAUUGACCUACCUGGAGAGGAACACUCAUUAUCAAUUCAGCCCCCAAGUCAUUUUUGAUGAAUCCAGCUGUAGCUGUAUCUAUUCGUAAUUAUUUUCAGAUAAUUUUGUACUCAUUAGCUUCAUGCACAACAGCUCCCUGUACUAUGUUGAAACUGAUAUUACAGCUGACACAUGAAACAGAACACAGCUGGUCUUGUUUAUUUAGAAUUAACAGCAUGAAAAUAAUUAGAUAAAUUCAUUAAGUUGCUAAACCUGUGUAGAUCUGAAAUUUGAGGAUCUUGUAUUUACACCUAAGCAUCACGUUGUACAUAUAUAUAGAGAAUUAAAGACGAAGUGUUUGUGUGUGAAGUUGGACAGCUGGUACUUUGUAGGUGAUCAUAUCAGACUAAAAACUACUAUAUGGGAAGGUUUCAGUAACAGUUUUAAAUGUCAAAAUAUUCAAAUUGAAGGACUGUUGUAAGGCUGAGGCCAAACGUUGAACUUUUCAUGAGACGUUCAAACCAAACUCUGAUUUGGGUUGACCUAAAUCAAGAGCGUCUGUUGGGUCAGAUGUAAAUUUUAGGACAUGUCGAACCAUUAAUCAGACCAAAAAACAAUUUUAGCCAAACGAGACUUAUUUAGUUGUUUAGUUCGCAGCAUGUGAAGAUCAAGAAUUGCCCUGGAGACAAUCUUCAGACGUUCUCUAUUCAUUGGUCUGAAGCAGAUGGAUAGAAUGUGUUGGACGAUCCAAACUCAUUCAGAUGAACUUAAAUGAGCCAGACGUGAAACUUUUCAUGGACUUUACUCAAUAAGUUUGGUUCAUCUCAUGAAAAGUUCAAUGUUUGGCCGAGGCCUUAGAGACAUGCUUUUUAGUGUGAUCCUAGCUGAUUGGCCCCAUAGAGUGUAUCAUAAAAAUAUCUAGGAUUGUCCUGAUUAAAUAAAUGUAAUAUAUAUAUAAUUAUAAAAUUAUUUGCAUUUAAGACCUUUUUUUUAAUCAAGUGAUACUUUUCUUUGUAAUGAUUUGAAUUACAGUACAUCAGUCAUGAGCUAAUUAGGAAGCCAUGUUUAAAAAAAUAUGAUAAUGUAAUACAAUUUUAUUAAAUUUACUACAUUAACAUUUUUUCUGUUCUUCUUGUCGUUGUUAUUGUAGAAACAAAAUCCUGAAAAUAAAGCCAACUGUUUUUCUCUGCUUACAUUCUGGUGGUUGAACUGGUGAGAAAAAUAAUUUAUUGUGAAAGAAACAUUUCGGACUGCCUGUGACAUGAAUAUGACCAUGCACUCCGAAAUUUGUCUUUUGUUCUGUCAUCUUGUUCCAAGAAAAAAAGACAAUCAAUGCUUAACAGUAUCCCAGUUUGACAAGUAUGCAGUUCAGAUUUUAAUAAAACAGAUUUGUGACAAAUAAGUACAUUUUUCUGGAAAGAACUUGGACUUCUUAAAGAAUUCUCAAAGUUUUUUUUUCUGCGCAUGGUUGUCUUACAUUCGAACAGAACAGAAUUCAAGAUGGGGUUUUUUUUUUUAAAAAAAUGUACCCAUUCACUCUUGUAGUAAAUAAAAUCGAUAUAAAAGUAGGAAUUGGAAUGUUGAAAAGUCACAUCUGAGCACAGCUGAACAUUAUGGUGUACUCAAUAAUAUUUACGGUAUUUUUAAGUCUUCUUUAAAAGCACCAAAGGCCCAAUUGCAGUGUUAUUAAUUUUUUAGGAUAAUUAAAACUGGUUAUAAAAGACCGCUAGAAGACAAAGAUUUAUGGGCAUUAAGAAGAAAUAACCAAGCUUCUUAUAUUGUACCAAGACUGAAGAAGAAAUGGCUUGAGCAACAAAGGAAAUGCAGGAGAUUGUAAGUAUAGUAAUGUUAUGACGAAUUUACUACUAACAGUAAACUUAUUGUGCAGCUUUUAAUGUUAAACCUUGCUCCAAUUGUCAUUGAUAAUAAUAAUAAUAAUAAUGAUGAUAAUGAAAAAAUACAAUAAAAAAUUAUAUAUUGAUCAAUGUCACAAUAGAAAUGAAUAGAAAUGAAAAUGAAUAUGACAUGAAUUUGAAUUCAUAAUAAUUUAAGCACGUUAUGCCUAGCUUGUGAAGUGAAAUAAAGAUAACUUAGAAUUGGAUAAUACUUAGGCAUUACCAUUAUACACUACAAGAACAUUAUAUUGUUCUACUGACAGUGGUAUUCCUCGUUGAAUGGAUGAGUUACAGAUAACCACCUGCCAGUAUAAUUAUUGAAAAUGUUGAUUACUGUAAAAUAGUACCUAUAACUGAACAACAAUCACGCUUAUUUUCAAAGAAUGUAAUUUUGUUUGGUUUUGAAGGAGUGAAGUUAGAGGAAAUCAAGAAAAAGAGGUAGAAGAUGAAGAUGAUUACAAAGAAACUGAUAGUUUGUUAGGUAAUGAACAUGAAUCUGAAAAUGAUGGUGAAGAUAUAUCCAUAAGAAGUAAAACAAAGAAGAAGAAAGGCAAGAAGGAAAGAAGGAAAGAAAAAAAGGCUUCCUUGGUAGCAGCCCUUUGGAAUGGAUUAUUUGGAGCUACUUUCGCAAUAGGUGUGAUUUGCAGGCUCUUACAUGAUGCUCUAUUGUUUGUUCAACCUCAGCUUUUAAGGUAAAUGUUUUAAAAUUUGUUUUGACAAUGCAUCUAACAGUACAAAUAAACACCUUAUUGGACGAGCCACGACAGACAAUGACACUCUAGUUUGAUUAUCAGACCUCUCCCCUUAUCACUCCUCUGCUCCCAGAAACGACUAAUACUCAGGCUAAUGACGUAUGAACGAACCCGUGCGAAGCAGUUAGGGCUCCCCUGCAUAUGUCUACGUGAGACUGCUGACCAGCCGUGUCUCGAGUUUUACUUGUUAGCCUAGAUUUCAUUUAACCACAUUCCAAGUAGCCUAAAGAACUGAGGCGUUUUUCGUGCGAACGAAGCACGAAGUGGACGUGGAGCGCGAGACACGCGCAACAGGAGAAGGCAACCCCCCCCCAUCGUCCGAGUCUGGAGCUCCUUGCUCGCCAAAAAAAAAAACCGCGGGAAAAAAUAUUGGUGGCGAGAAAAAAGAAAAGGAAAAUUAAGAAAAUAUUGUUGUUGUUUGUACAGAUCUAUUUGCUAUUUUCUUUUUUAGGUUGUUGGUUGAAUACACUGAAGACAGAAGUGAUUGGUUUGGGGAGUGGAGGGAAUGGAAAGGUUAUGUUUAUGCUGGAUCAAUGUUUGUGGCAGCAGCUAUUCAGUCUCUUGCUCUUCACCAGUAUUUUCAAAUUAUGAAUACAAUUGGUAUGAGGGUUCGUACAGCUAUCAUCGGUUUAGUCUAUGAAAAGGUACUGGAAAAAAUCGUAGGUUUCCAAGCGUACUAUUAGACCCAAUAUUAAAGAAUCUAUUGCUGGGUCAGUUCACACUGUAACUUAACUUGCAGUAAACAUUGAUGCUAGUAUUUUUAGAUCGUUUUCACUGUCACGCGACCAAAAAUUAAAUUGGAAACCGUCCAGUGGAAGAAGCCAAGAAAAUGACGUGCUAUAAAAGACUAAUAUAUAAACAAUUUGUCCAAAUCUCAGGUCUUUGUGGCCCACAGUUUCUGAGUUAUUUGCCGAAACGUUUCACGCACCCUUGUAGAGCUUUGUAUAGAGACGCCAUAUUGGUGCACCGUUUUGGUGCACCAAUAUGGCUGCCGGAAAACAUCUGGAGUUCACUUUUUCUAUAAAAGCUCUUUGUUUUCGCUCGAGAACUAGCAUAAGCACGCAUAACCAUAUCUUCUAAUACUUGAAGUGGUUAUACUGCUGAAAAUCAAGAGGAGAGACUUUUUUUUCAACAAGACAGCAUUCCUAUUUUGGUGUCACGCAAUGUGAAAACUCGGAAGUUCAAAUUGCUGUAUUUUCGAAAUGAAACGUGCUACGGAAAUGGAACCUUAUGCAAAGAUUUACCUUCUGUUUGUCUUCAACCUAGUGUAAAUAAGAAUUCGUAAAACCUCGCUAUUUUGACUUUACAAUGUGAUGACGUCACAGUGAAAACCAUCUAUAGCGUAGCCCCAUACUUAAGAAAAUGCGGUAAUCUACCCAUUCGAGAAAUUUUUGUAAUCACGUGACUGUACUUCCAACCGACCAACCAACCGACCGUCCGUCCGCACCAGAGGCAUACCAAUGUAAAACAACUCAAUAAACAGGUAUGGCAACUCAAGGUUUUUUUGGCGGGGAAUCGCGUAGCCACCCGCUUCUUGUAAAGCAGAGACAACUAAAGAGUCAAUAAAGACGAAAACGGAAAGCGGGAAUUGUUCCUGUAUCCGUGUUGUCUAAAGUAUUGAGCUUAGAUUAAUUGUCAUGUCCACAAAUUUGGAAUAUAGAAAAAGAGAAAGUAGGCGACAGGCCAGCGAAGCUCAACCAGAAAAAGAGCGACAGAGAGCUAGAGCGAGGGCAGGCGGCCCAGACGUAGCGUGUGUCAAUAGCGUGGACAAAAUGGGAUGAGUCGAAUCUGCCAUCUGACACUCUUACGAGCCGCUACAUUUAAAAACCCUAUUAUCGAACUAAAAUAGCCCUGCAGUCAAAAUAUAACAAAACAAAGCUAACAUACCUUUAACUGAACGUCUCCUUGUCGGUCCUGUCCGGUUAAAGUGACAUUUUGUCGAGUUUUGAAAACCAGGCUUUAGCAUUACACUAUUUUAUAUUUUGUUCGAACAAAAUAUAAAUAUUAUCAAGAGCUUCGCUUUUAGCCCUGGCUAAAUCUACAUAUUAGCUAAUACAUAGUUUGAUUUCCUUACUACUGUGCUCUGAGCGCGUACAUGUUAUUUUAGAACUAAAACGCGAUACCUGUCUAGCUUUACUGAGUACAUACUUAGCGAUCGUAUGAGAAUGGCCAUCGAAGCUGUCACAAGUAUAGCGUAAAACUAUCGAGAAAGUAUGCGUCUUUGAUGGUCAUCAGCCUAGUCCCUAGGCGUUCUCGGUUCAGUCAGUCCUAGACUCACUGCGAGCUGUGACGUCACCGAGAACGCGCGGACAACGGGGCAAGAGAGAACACCUAGGGGCUAGGCUGGAUGAGCAUAUUAUUCCCCAGGAUUCUUACACGAUGAAGGACACCCCUGUAUGGUAACAAAGAUACAUUAACACUGUAUCACGUUUAGUUCUUUUUUUCUCAUCAACACGUACUCAUUUUUAGCGCCUAGCAGCGGAAAAAAACUUUAUUUAUAAAUAUUAACUUCAUUGUUUACUGCGAGUAAUGAUAAACUGAUCCUGGAGUAGAUUCUAAUCGGGCCAUUGGCAAGCUGGAAAACCUUUUCUUUUUGAGAAGGCGUCUUUUCCAUUUCUUUUUCUUGAGUUGUAACAUGCAUGUAAGUUUAUUUCAGCCAUCGCAUAUACUCAUAACAGCUGAUAAUGAGAUUUUCACAUCGUUAACUGAUUUUUCUGUCAUGUUUAAGGCCUUGAUGCUAAACUGUAAAUCCAAAGGAAAGUCAACUGCAGGAGAGUUGGUCAAUCUGAUGUCAGUGGAUGCACAGAGACUAAUGCAAAUUAUAACAUACAUGAAUUGUCUGUGGUCAAGCCCACUUCAGAUUGGUGUUGCACUGUUUUUCCUUUAUAACACUCUUGGAUUGUCUGUUCUAGCGGGACUGGGAGUCAUGCUGCUUCUUGUUCCACUUAAUAUGUUGUUUGGAAGUAGAAUGGGCGCUCUACAGGUAAUUGUCUGUUAUUAUUUCGUGUAAAAAAAGUUUGAAGGAUAAUAUUGAUCAGUUUAUUGCCUUUUUACCACUUUUUUUGCGGGCACGUAGUUUUAGAAAAUGAAAGAGGCAAAAUGUAUUUUGCAAGACGUUUUAAUCUUAGAACCUGGCAGACGAAUAGAGUUGAUAACAGUGCACGCGUAGUCGAAAAGAGUCGUUAAAUUCCAUUUUUCCUUGAAAUGUCCUUUAAUUUCUGUUAUAUUCCUUGAAAAGUCCUUGAAUUUUCUUUAACUUUGAAAGUAGUGGCCUGGAAAGUGUUUUUUAAAUGCCUUUUGGUUACCUAGGGCAGAAUAUAAAAUCAAAGCCCAGAGAAGUUAUAGGUGAUUUACAUAAAGCGUUUUGUGGUUUAUAAAAGAAUUAACUAUCAAUUCAAGGCAAGUGGACUGAAAAAUGUAAAGACACUGGUGGAGCAAACAGUUAAGCAUUAAAGUUCUGUUAGCAUGGAUUGGGAAUAUGAUUUAUGUACAAAUCGGUGACUUACAUUCCCAGCAGUUUGUCAUUGAAAAUGUAUGAGGCCUGGAUAGGAACACAAGCAUAUGAUUAUGUUAUUUACGAAAAUCAGCUUUCUGCAUGUUGCAAAAAGUUGUUGCAGAAACACCUAGAGCAGCUCAAGUUCCGCCCCAAAUCAAACUUGUUUUGCAGCAAUUGACGUGACACCUGUGUGUGGCUUGACUUUGUUCCCUUCUGGGAAACAAAGAAAGCGCGUUAAUGCAGUUGAGCUGUCCAGUGAGUUUACAAUCAUUUUUCAAUUAUAUGCUUUAACAGGUUAAGCAAAUGGCUCAGAAAGAUGAAAGGGUAAAAAUAAUGAAUGAAAUUCUAAGUGGAAUAAAGGUAAUAAUACAUGGUACAGUACGAUAUCUACCUCAUUCCUUUUUAAGAUUCUGUCCCAAUAGAAUGUCUUUGCAAAACCCGCCUGCAACGUCGGAAACUAAAAUAGUUUUUAGACUGGUAUACUUGAUUUACCUGCAUUCACUGUUAGUUUCUCAGUUCUCGCUCUUAUAAUUCUCAAGUGUCACACCUUUUUAGGUCUUUGUUUUCAAGAUUUUAGUUUUUCAAGAUAGUCAUCGUCUUUUUUGCUUUUUUUUUUUGCUGGGAUUUUUUUACCCGAUUGUUUCAGUUGUAGGACUUUAAUUCAACACCGGUACUUGCUUUGUAGCGAAAAGCCAUAACAUUUCGUGACCACCCUUUUUUUCUUCGUCAUAUGUAUGUUAGUUUUCGAGGUUUUAAGCUUAAGAUGAAAAAACCCUUAUCCUACCCUAAAAAGACCAGUACUUGCUUCGCUACGAUAAGCAGUACUUAUCUCCUAACAUUUCCCUGGGUAAAAAAGAGGAUUAUACUGUAAAUUGAUCUCGUAACUGUUUAUGAUAAUUUACUCUCAUUUUCAAUGCUUUUCUUUUUUUUUUUAAUCGAACGUUGUAACUUUUGAUGUUUCUUAUUUCAGCCAGAUAUCCUGACAAUCAAACCAAGCCGGUACCUUAAUUAGAAAGUGAAUGAUAUCAGUAUUAUUUAAUUUAACAAUGCUUUCUCCACUUAUAUCACAGGUUCUGAAGCUUUAUGCAUGGGAGGAAUCCUUUAUGAAUGAAAUAAAGCAAAUACGCUAUAAAGAGUUGAAGUCUCUAAGAAAUUCUGGCCUCUGGGCCUCGGGCUUUAAUUUUACAUUUGGCUGUGCACCAAUACUAGUAAGUGAUAUAAGAUAACGUACAUAAUGAUGAAAUACAACAUUACUUUGUACCACACAAAAAUUCUUAGCCUGCUCACAGACCCCCUAUUUUCUUUUCAGAGAUCGUCGAAAUGUCGAAAAAAAAGAAAACGUCUGUGGACAGGCUAGAAAUUAUUAAAACAAACACACAAGACCUGAGGCGUGUAAAGCCCCGUGCAAACGGACGCAACAUUGUUGGCCAACAACUGCCAACAUUGUCGGAUGUUACAUGUUGUGCCCGUUUGCACACCCUUUGCAUGUUGUUGCGAAAGUUUGAAGUCGGUCAAACUUUUGAGCCAACAAUUCCCAACAUUUCUUUGUUCCGUGAUCGCCGAAGCGUAACAAUGUUGGAUCUGUUUGCACAGCUCUUCCAGAAUUUUUAAGGGUACGCAGGCACAUUAUACGUGAUCUCCAAAGUCUUGGGGAUUGCGUCCUUUCUCACGAUGCACUACGGGUCUCAACAUUGUUGGGAGUUCCUGCUUCCGUUUGCACGUAGCUAAAAGUCUGACCGGUUUCAGACUUUGCGCAACAACUCCCUACAAUUCGAAACAAAAUGCAAUAGGGCGGGUGUGCAAACGGACGCAACGUGUAACAUCCAACAAUGUUGGAAGUUGUUGGCCAACAGUGUAGCGUGCGUUUGCGCGGGGCUUUAGGUUUACUAAAUCACUUCGUCAAGCGACUGAAACUUUCAGAUAUUUAUUCGAAAGUCCGUCACCACGAUAUGACAGUUUUUGUGUUGUAUGACUUUGUGUGUAAGAUCUUUUGAUAAACUAAUGUGAACCUAUUAGCUUCAUUUACAUCUCUUAAAUGCAAUAAAAACAUAGUCAUGCAUGAGCAGCUUUUGUUAAAAAAAGGAAACAAACAAAAGCGCAGCCGUAACAUUAGUGUCUAAGAAAAACAGUUGCCAAAUUUUCAUAUAACACGGUAGUCAGUUCCUAGCGUCUAGACAUUCAGUUUUUUUCCAUGUUCCCGUUAUUUUUCCUCCUCAGUCGCUUAACGCUUUUUCCCGAUGCCUUGAGUACAUGCUUCGUAAAAUGUUGGAGAUAAAUAAACUUCAUAUUUUGUCCAGUUUGUCUUUCUCUUAUUAUUAACAUCUUAAAAGAAAAAAAUAAUAAUUAUAAAACGUCCUAAACCGGGUCUGCUGACAAUGAAUGGUCAUCAGACACAACGAAAAUUACCGCAUGUCCAACAAAGUCUUAACUGUAUUUGGAUAUGAAUUCCGGACAAACUUAACCACAAAACGUUAAUUUUGCAGAAUAAAAUUUACCUUUAGUGCAUGUGAAUGGUCGCAUCAAGGAAAUAAUAUUGUUUCAGCAAGUAUAUGGGAGAUAUCCGCCUCUUCCUGCGAAUACCAAGCUCAAUUUUCGUUAACGACUCGUAACAUGUCACCGAUCAAAUUAUUGCGGUUUAGUCCGACCAAAAUCGGACCUAGCCGAACAAAUGCUUUUUAAAGAAAGACACUUUAAUUCUGUCAUGCUCUCCUCUGUAAGUUACGGAGACCUAAUUCAGUGGGAGAAGGCGAAAAUUUAGCAUUUUUCCUCUGACGUUAGUUGAGCUGGUUAUGAUCUAUCCUUUGCUCGAUUGUGUGAACAUUUUCCUCGACCAUGUCCUUUUGUUUUCAGGUUGCCGUUACAACCUUUGCUAUCUAUAUAUUUACUGGUCACCAACUUACAGCCAGCAAAGCGUUUGUUGCUUUGGCACUUUUUAACGUGUUACGAUUCCCACUGGUCAUGCUUCCAGAUGUUAUAGUCACAUUGGUCCAGGUAAAUAUCACGUUGGGGUCAAUUUAACAACAAUUUUGCAAGUGUUAUGUACAAUUCAAGCUAUUGUUUUAGGGCCCGUAAACAAUUAUGUACCUGUAGCUACUCUGACCCCUGGUCACAUACUUGAGAAGUGCAGUGAAAUCAAUAUUUUUCAAAGUAAAAUUUUCUCCAACAGUUUCUUGCACCGUUUCUGACUUUCUUCACCGACGGAGUCAAAAACUACACAUCACUAUCGUUUGCUCUGAUGAUCAGAAUUCCUUUUUGAUAUUUGAUGCUGAUUCUUAACCUAUUUCUUUGCCCAGGCCAGAGUUUCUUUAAAACGGAUUCAGGAGUUCUUAGACAGGGAGGAACUGGACCCUAACAGUGUACAGAAGACGAGAUGUAAGUUCACCCUCAGUAGUCUCAUACUAGGGACCUUAAGCAAGGACGACGACGACGCCAGUGAAAACGUCGGUAAAAAAAAUGAAUUUGCGUUCUUUCAAACUUAAUCGCGUCUGUUUGGACCCGCUCAAUAUGUCAAAUACAGGCGACUUUUCCUGGAGUGAAAUUCUUAAGAAUCUUAUUCAGGUUAAAAAAGAUGAAGGAAAAUUCGUCGUCGUAUGUCCACGACCUCCACAAAUCGUCAAAUUAGGAGGUUUCACGUCGUAGUCGUGCAGUGGACGUCAAAGAAAUGUACUAAAAGGCGUGAUGCACGUGCAGAGCUGUUGUUUUGAUCAUUAAACCUAUUGUUUUUUUGAAGUCGUCGUCGUCGUAGUUGCUUAAGCUCCCUACUGACGCUCUGCGUAGUAACUUGAGCCGCCAUUUUGCAUGCACAUAAGCGCAUGCGCAUCGCAAACCAAAUGUCGUCUGUUCCUAACCUUCCAUUUUUCUUACUUUUAAAUAAUAUAAGCACUGUGAUAUUACUUGUUUGCUUUCAUUUAACAGACGAACGUGCGACUGCUUUGUUAUUUAAGAAAUUUGAAAAAUGACCAGUGCAAUUUUUUUUGGAUGCCAUAAUGUGUAUAACUCUGAUAAGAGUAGCUGGUUAAUGUUUGUUUGAAGUAACCUCUGACACUUGAGAAAUAAGAGGUUCUUUUAAGUUAUAUUACCACAUUAGCAGUGCUUAUAUCUGAAAUCCUUUUGUGGUGACUAUUGUCCUCAUCUCUGUUGCGCUCGCCCAACGAAACAAGUUACCCACAACUUUUGAUUCAUUUCUUUUACCAUAGCGUAUUGGUACUAUCCAGUUGGGGCACGGUUCUCGAAACUUCCAUGAACUUUUCAGCCCGAAGUCAAAAGUUAAUAAUGCAAGCACACAAACCAGUCAAUUUGUUUUGAUAACUGGUAGUUUUUUUGUGUGUAUUAUUUCAGUGUCCUCAUCUUCAGUUACAAUAGAAAAUGGUUCAUUCACUUGGACUAGCAAGGACUUGCCUGUGUUACGUGAGUAAGUAUCUGGAGUCGCGCAACUGUUGAUAAUCGUAAUUAAUCACCCAGUUCUUCAGUUUAGUCAUUCAGCAGAAACACGUACACAUGGCUAGUAUUGCAGGCCAGUGACCUAGUGGUUUUCUGUGUCAGGACAUCGCGCCAGUUAGUAAUAUACCGCAGUGCGCAGAGUUAUCCAUAUUAGGUGUUACUUUCCAACAAAUUGUAAAUACAGUAGUCACGUGCGCGCGAAGGUAAUUAAGGCGAACAAGUCAUUAUUCGUAUUAGGAUCUUUACGUAAGGAAGGAAUGUCCCAGGAGGAAGUAGAUCACCUUUUUAACGCAAUAGUUUUACCAAAUUUUUCUUACGCUCUGCCGGUUUAUGGUGCCUCAGAUUCCGACCUUUCUGUAAUACAGAAUUUUUUAGACCGGUGUAUAAAAAGAAAGUUUAUGUCCAAGAAUGUAAAUAUCAGGGACUUGCUAGAGAAGGCGGACAAGACACUCUACAAAAAAAGAUCGAAUGACCCCGAAUGUCCUUUAUUCCAGUUUUUACCUAAGGAAAAGAACACGAGGUACAAUCUUACAAAUACGUCAGUCUCUGUCCCUAGAAUCUACACUGACAGGUUUAAGAACGUUUUUAGUAACAGAAUAAUUUUUACAUAUGAUAUGUAAAUAGUUUUUUUUGAGUUUAUAUUGUAACUUAGGAUAUGUAAUUUUAUCUUAAGAAAAAAAGAUUAUUAUUAUUAUUAUUAUUAUUAUUAUUAUUAUUAUUAUUGUGUGUACAUCAGGUCUCAUUAGAAGUUUCAUUCUGUUCUGUUUACUUUUUUUGAUUGUUCUGUUGUUUAGUAUCUCGCUCAAUAUUCGAAGUGGCUCCCUGGUAGCUGUAGUUGGUCAGGUUGGCUCUGGAAAAUCUUCACUUCUUUCUGCAAUUCUUGGAGAAACGGAGAAAUUACAAGGAAAUGUUUUUGUAGAGGUGAGAAUCUUUUGGCUACUGAUCAGGUUAGACUGGUGAAGAAAUUUUAUUUAAUUUUAAAAUGUAACAAAGUGAGAAAACAACAUUUUAAAUAUGCUAACUAUGUAUGCUAUCGAUUUUGCAGGGUUCUGUGGCAUACGUCUCUCAACAAGCUUGGAUCCAGAACGAUACAGUGCGAGAAAACAUUUUAUUCAGCAGGGCAUACGAUUCUACUCGCUAUAAACAAGUGAUUGAUUCGUGCGCAUUGAAACCCGAUCUGGAAAUUCUUCCCGCGGGUGAUUCUACCGAAAUUGGUGAAAGAGUAUGAAACACAUUUUUAUGUUCUAUUUGUAUUUAAAAUUUUUACAUUGGUCGACUGUUCUCCAUGUACCGCCGGUUAUUGUGACCUUAAGAAGUUACACUGUAGGUUUGUCAUAUUCACCCAGGUGGGGGCAUUCGUUGUCAGAAGCUAACCUGGAAAAAGUCUGGAAAAUGGAGAUAAAGUGUGAAAGUCUUGAGUUGUUUUUUUCCACGCUACAACAUGUGUUUUAUAAGUGACUUUUUUUUCGUUUUGUUCAAAUUUUAUUCAAUCUCGCCCGUACUUUUGCUGCAGCGCAUCAUGAAAAAACGCUUUGUUUCUUCCUCUGUUAAUCACCUAUUAUAUUCGAUAACCUCAAGUCUGGAAAAGAAAUUAUUGUUUUGGAAAAAAGUCUGGAAAAAGUCUUGAAGUUUGACGCCAAAAAUCUGUACGAACCCUGAGUGCAGUUUGUUCUGACUUCUCCAAAAUAAGAUGAAACUGAGUUAUUUAAAGUUAUUUUCUCACUUCUUUUUUUUUCAUUAGGGAAUAAACCUGAGCGGUGGACAGAAGCAGCGCGUGAGUUUAGCCCGCGCUGUUUACUUCAAUGCUGAUAUCUACUUGCUGGAUGAUCCUCUUAGUGCAGUAGAUACACAUGUUGGAAAACACAUCUUUGAUAAAGUUGUUGGUCCCAGGGGAAUCCUAAAAAAUAAGGUUAGUUUUUCUAGCUGUCAAGUCAUGACACUGCAGCACAGCGGCCAUUACGGAUGAAGGGUCAAUGGUGCGUACAACUAACCUGCCAACUCCGAAUGAAUCCGUUAAGGCAAUGUUACACGGGACAAUUGGCAACGAAGAUUUGCAGCACGGCAGAGCGAUGCAACAUUAUUGCGACAUUUUUUUCGAGUUGGCUCAACAUUGUUCCAAUAUUGUUGCCCUAAAAAUCGUCGUGGCAGAUCGUAUCGUGUAACAACACUUUUAGUCGUUGCCGCAACCAGUAUCAAGUGCAAAUCUGUAUUCCUGCGCGCAUAACGGAUCGAUUGCGAAUAUUAGGGAAUACGUUUGAUCUGGCUUGACUGCAAAUGUUUAGCACUGGUUGCGGUCUGUCUUAAGAAUUACUUUCUUAUUCUAGACAUGCUUGUUGCUUGCGACUCAUGGUAUUAUUAUUUCGCACUUUUUGCUAUCCAUCUUUCGUAUUAUGUAGAGCCUCAUUCACAUCAAAUUUUAAACAGGUUUAAAAGCUGUUUAGUUAAACACGGUUUAAAAUCGUUUCCUUUUUAAAACCUGCUUACUGACUCAAGUUAAUUGUAAAUUUACCUGCAAAUUACAAAACAGGUUAAAUUUCAUUUAAAUCCUGUGUAAAAACCUGUGUUCCAGUUUUCCGUCUGCGUUUUCCAUUUUUUAAAACCUGGUUUGAUUAAACAUGUUUAGUUGGUGUGAGUAGCGGAGAACUCAUGUGUGGUAUUCUGUUUCUUUCUUCUUGCAAUCUAUUUACAGUCUCGUGUGAAACUCGUGGUAUUAUCUGUGGUUAGCAGUGAUUGCUGUGUAUCUUAAUAGAAUCGCUUGCUUGUAACUCGUGGUAUUAUCUAAUUAACGGCACUGAUUACUGUUUAUCUUUGUAGACUCGCUUGCUUGUAACUCAUGGCGUUCACUUCCUACCUCAAGUGGAUCAAAUUAUCGUCAUUAAAGAUGGAAGAAUUUCAGAGGUUUGUUUAAAAGAAAAUCCAUUUUCGCUUGGUUUUGCAGUUUGGUGUUUGAAAUAAGUUCUGAGGUUUUGGCUUAAUAGUUCGUUUAUUAUAUACAUCGUGAAACUGUUUUUAGUCUUGUGCAAGUACUGCAUUUUUUGUUGUUGUCGACUGUUCUUUUGAAAUGCAUAUUGUAAAACUCUGUUGCUAAAAUCAACGCUAAGGCAUGUUAUGAUAUGUUGUCUGGUUCAACAGAGAUUACGGAUAAAUUCUUUCAAACAUUCAGCGCAUCACUGAGUGUAAUCUGUACAUUCCAUAUUGGGAGACACUGCGGAAGCCUUUAGGACUGUAACUGGUCAAUGUGAAAAAAACAGCAUCUAAGUAAAUAAUAGUGCUCAACAGCGAAGUCAACAAUUAUAAAUAAGGUAGGCCUGUUAUCGCGGCUGAUAUAAUUUUAUUUUUCAGUGUGGAACCUACGCUGAGUUAUUGGCUAAUUCUGGAGCUUUUGCGGAAUUCCUACAAACGUACACAUCAGAAAAUCAUUCAGUUAAUUCGUCAGGUAACUGUUUUGUUUUGUUGGGAUACUGCUGUUUUUAGAACGCAAAGAAUAAUCUCUUACUUUCUACUGCUUCCAGGAGAUUCUGAAUGGUCUUUUAAAAGAAGUGUUUCUAGGACAAGCACAACCGAUGUUAAAGAAAUCAAGGAUAUUGACGAUGAAAAGGACGAUGAAACGGGAAAGAUUAUUAACAAGGAGAGAUCAGAGACUGGGAGGGUAAGGCUCUUUAUAUACGGAGAAUUUAACUUGUCUGGUAGUAGGGUCACUCGCCUACCCGAGCUAUCCUGAGCGAGCCGACUUUUCAUACAUUUCCUUACACAACGUGGUGAACCGUCUAAAAGGGAAAGUAAAGGUUGACUCAGGUAGAGGGGUGACCCGCCUAGCCUGGUCACCCUUCUAGCUGGGCCAACUUUUAUACCUAUAAACACUUUCGCUCGCCCAGCCGGGUCAACUCGGUCAAGGUGAGACAAUCAAGGAGCAUGCACGGCUGCUGUUUUUAAACUAUCAGAUCAUGUGCGAGCGCUUUUGGCCCGGGCAAAGGAUGGCACUCAUCUCCAUACUCCAAACUGACAUUUCCCUCUCACAAGUCAUUCUGCCGAGACAUUUCCGUUUUCCUACAUUAAAUUUCAAGGUCUCUUGAAGUUUCUGCUUGAGAGAUGUUCAUGAAAGUCUAAGGGGUGUUUACAUGAGAAAACUCGCACCGGUGCGAGUUUCGUACCGGGAUGACUUUCUGAUUUCGCAUCGCGUUUACAUAAUGACUGGGUCAUUUCAUAUCUCGUUAUUUGAAGGUACACUCCAGGACGAUUCAAAAUCGCAACAUUACGCAUGCGCUACCCGUUCCAGUCUACCGGGAGACCGAUUUCACACCGAAACGGUUGGACGUUUCGCGUUUACGUGAUACCGUUACGAGAUUUCGUACCGGAGGAAAAUUCUCGCCCCGGUACAAGAACCGGGCUGAACUCACGUCGGGGGAUGACUCGCGCCGGCAUGACAUUUUGUGGUGGUAUCAUGUAAACAAAUAUAGAGUCCAUGAGAGGAAACCGGAAUGAACUCGCUCCUAGGCGAAAGUCGCCCCGGUGUCAUGCAAACACCCCCUAAGUCUCUUCAAGUUUUUAAGGGAAAAAAAAUUCACAAAGGUGUGAGAAGGAAUAGAACCCGGAGCGAAGAAUCUGCAGUCCAUCACCUAUAGCACUACACCACUGAGGAUUUGUUGGCGUUUGAUGGUGUGAUUUGAAGAUACAUAGCAACAACCCUAACCCCGAAUAGAAGCUAACCUUUUAUUCGGUCAGUGCUUAACCCUAAUCACUAUUCUCAGGGCUUAACGUUAAUCAGUAUUGAUGGUCAGUGCGGGUCCUUUUUUGUAGAGAAAUACUUUAUGUAUGGAUCAUAAUGUGUAAACGUCAUUUUGGAGUAUAAGCUCCGGGCAAAGAGGUCAACUUUUUUCUCCUAUAAACACUCGCUAAAGCUGUUUCGGCUAGGAGGGUGACACUUAAUAAACCCGCUUCAUAUCUGAAGAGUAUCGGAGUAAUCUCAGCACUACAGGCAUUGACCUAACUGCAUACGAAGUGAAUUCGUGUGCGGGUUUAAUGUACGGUUUUACGGUGUCCGCUGGUGUGGCUUAGCUGUGGCAAGUGUGGUAUUCAUCCUUUGGACUGAGAAGCCUGUCCCAAGACCUUACUUUCUAAAUACCCUAGGUUCGUUUCUCCUUUAUGUGAAUUUUAUUGUGUGCUCUUUUGUCCAACAAUUGCAGAACGAUACCUAACGCCAUAAGGGGUCAAUUUAGAGACUGGGUCCUGAGAGCUUUAAAAACCUUUACAGUUUUUUGUUUUAACGGUCGACUCUCUAAGACGGUGUACCUUUGGGACCGGCACUAUGAGUCCAGAUGUCCCUCUUAUAGAGAGUCAACUGAAAUAGUAAAGAAAGGCUGGGACGCAAGUUUUGGGUGUCCAUUUUGGCAAGGUGCCCGUCAAAAGAGAAUUGACUGUAUUUUAAAAGCAUUUGUACAGCUAAUUUGCUUCUUUUGUGUUUAAGGUCAAAUUCUCUGUACUUGUAUCAUACCUUAAGUCUAUUGGUACUUGCAUGUCACUGACUAUCAUCUCCAUGUUCCUGAUGAUGGAAGCUUGCACAGUUGGCGCGGGAGUGUGGUUAGCUUACUGGAGCUCUGCAAAUAUAACGACAAAUGAAAAAAGAAACUUUUAUCUCGGUGUUUAUGGUGGUAUUGGACUUGGUCAAGGACUGUUCACCUUUCUACAGGCUAUAACUGUUGUUCUUGGAUCCAUGGUGGCCUCGCGCAGGUCAGAUGUUUUACCUUAUUUUCACAUAUUAAGUAGUAAGUGAGAAAAAAAAGGUUGAGCAUCACGCCAAAGAAUAGCUCAACAGCUUUCACUAAAGCUAUAGUUUCAGUCCACUGACUCUAAGACGGACACCUUUGGGAUCGCACUCAGAGUCCGUCUCAGAGAAAUGUCUGUCUUAUAGAGAGUUAGCUAAAACAAGUGAAAAGAAGGCAGGGACCACUUCUAGGUGUUCGUUUACGCGAGGUGUCCUUUAAGAGAGAGCUGAAUGAGUUAAAAGUAACAUUGUAGAGAAAAUGGGUGUUACUUGGCGAUGCAGAAAGUCCGGGACUCCCCUAUAUAAGCCAUGUAGGUUUGUGCCGCCCCAAAGGGUAGGGUUUUGCGCCGUUUUGGUCUGGAAUCGGGUGUGGCUUUCAAGGGAACUCCGGGUGUGUCCGAACGUAUUUAUCGUUUCAAUUCCAAAUGAGUAAGAAAGAAAGAGAAAUAGGCAAGUCGAAUGGGAUUUUAAGAUAUCUUUUUUGUUGCUGUUCUAAUCUAAGUAUUGAUGACAUAAUUUCUUUAAGGCCAGGUCUGAGAAUGGGUAUAGAUUUUUAUAGAGGCCACUUUCCCCUUCGCACUGUGCACCCGUCCGCAAAACCAAGAAACUACCGAAAAGAUUUAAGCACCGCGGGGCCAAAGUACAUGCAGCUCAACAGCUUUCACUUAAACUAUGGAUAUGUAGGAAUCUCCUCCUUCUCCGGAGAUAAGAGUAGAGCGUUCUCGUACAGCUAGCGUAUAUAUUUUAACAAGAGAGGGUAAUCCUCUCUUCAUUUUGCCCUUCGUCUGAUCAUAUGGAGAUCGUGUCUAAAGUAAGUGAUCGUAAGGUAACUUUAAACAUCGUUCGAUCAUGAUUCAAACGGUGCACACCCGCUUUGAACAAAGAAAAAAACUAAAGGAUCCCUUCAAAAAUAUCCGGGAACGUAUGGAUGGGACUUUAGUUAACAUGGUACAAUACAUUUCCUAGGAACUUCCCUCUUUUUCUUUACAGGUUGCAUAAUAUACUUUUGAAUAACAUCAUGCGUGCACCGAUGAGCUUUUUUGAUACAACUCCUCUUGGAAGAAUUGUAAACAGAUUUUCGAAGGACAUGGAUGUCAUUGACGAGAACUUACAGCGAGCUUUAACGGACUUUCUUUGGUGUUUCUUUGACGUGAUCGGGAUGAUUGUGGCAAUCAGUUAUGCCACUCCACUUUUUUUGACGAUACUACCGCCCCUUGCUGUUCUCUACGUAUUUAUUCAGGUGAGAAUUCAAGCCACCACCUCUAGUCACUGCGGGGCAAAGGUGUUGCGUGUUUAACCAACCUUUCUCGGGAGUCUCUGGGUUCGCACGUUUGCAAGGUAAGGAAAAGCCGAGGAAGAACUGGCUCGCAGGUCUGGGAAGAGUCUCUCGUAUAAAAGUCACAGAGAUUCUCUUAAUUUGUCGCGCUUAGAGAUGUGAACGUUCAAAUGUUAGUCUUACUAGGGGUGGUCAGGACGGAAAGCUAAUAUUUUUACUGAUACGGAUACCUCUUAGGAUAGGAUGCAACUAUAUAUACAAAGAAAACGAAACGCGGUCAGCUGGCAAUUGGUUACCUGUUCCAGUGUGGUCUCCUUCAGCAGUGCAAUUAAAACCUUUCCAAGCCCAGGUUAGAGACCUUCUCCCCUCGGGCGCGUAGGAUACAGUGUUGGGAGGACUCGCCUCCCCUGCGCAGUUCGGUCUCUUCCCCUACUCCUAGACUUAGCGCUAUAUGUAGGUUGACUUUGUUGUUUGUUCUCCUCCUGGCUCCAUGUAAUUUUUCUCCCCGUACCACCAGUUUUAAAUCCUUCAAAAUUCCAAGUGGCUUAAACUUAGAAACAAAACCACACAAAAGACGAAAAGCUGUACUGGAAAGAAUGCAGCAGCUAAGCGCGAAAACAGAAGGACAAUGGUAAGGGUCGGAAAACGUUCAUGCAUACGAUUUCCUUUAUUUGCUAGAGUACGAUGCAAGCCGAGACCAUUUUCUAAAUAUUCUCUCCACAGAGAGUUUAUGUGGCCACUUCCAGACAGUUGAAAAGAAUCGAGUCCGUUAACCGUUCACCGAUCUACAGUCACUUUUUGGAGACGAUCAAUGGUGCCUCAACCAUCCGGGCAUUUUCACAACAGCAGCGCUUUAUUGGGGAUAAUUAUCACAGAACAGAUGAAAAUCAAGUUGCGUACUAUUUAUCAGUAUCCUCCAAUAGGUAAGAAGUGUUUUCUAUCCAGAAUCUUGUACGUUGCACUCAAAGGAGAAUUGAAAGGUUAGAUAUGUAAGUAAAUUGACAGGACCACACCACAUAGCUUGUAACAUUGACUAAAAUGCCAAGCUUAGUAAGUGUGGUCUAGGCAGAAGCACUGAACAAAUUUAAGUUGGUCUUGGUUCUGCAGCUACCAAAAUAAUUACAAGGUACAGUUAUAUCGCACAUUCUCGAGGACGGUUCGCUGAUUCAGACGCCUCGAAUCCAAGACAAUGUAGGAUAUUUAGCUGUUCAAGUGAGGUGGCCGUGCACAUGUUUGAAAAUGUCUUUCUUUUCACAGAUGGCUUGCAGUUCGUCUUGAGUUCAUUGGGAACUGUUUGAUAUUAUUCGCCGCAUUGUUUGCUGUUUUAAGCAGAGAUAAAAUCAUGAGUGGAUUAGUAGGCAUGUCAUUAACUUAUUCAUUACAGGUAUGACCGCUGUAGACGAAUAAAUGGAUUUAUUGCGGGCUCCUCUUGUCGCUCGCAAUCCUAAUCUCCAGGUUUUUAUUACGCAUGCGUCGCAUGUAUGUAGCCAGCAUUCGUUUGGACUUCCACUAAGAAUGAAUGGAAUGCACAGAACGCAAUUUGAUCACGCGCGUUUGAAUUUGCUAUCACUCUUAGUAUGAUCACACGUGUUUUGACUAUGUGUCGCGUGAAACUUACGCAAAGCACAGCGAUGGAGCAAAAGCGCUUCGUCGUCGCCCGCACUCCGUAACCUAUGUUUAUUACCAGUUAUCUAUUCUAAACAUUUCGCAGUUUCUAACUAGCUCCAUGCCCCGGCUAAUUCUUCAUAACCAGCUGGCGCUUACUUUAAUUAGACGUGGAUGGAUGCGAGAAAUACCUUAUGCGAGAAAUGCCUUAUUCAUAUCUGAACUGCGAAAAUGAAAUGAAAAUGAAGAAAUGAUCGUCGAGUGAACGCAAUUUAUGUAAUUGCCAUUAAUUGCGUAAAGAAGCCUGAAAAAUUUCAGGACUUCAACGGGGUUUGAACCCGUGACCUCGCGAUACCGGUGCGAUGCUUUACCAACUGAGCUAUGAAGCCACUGACGUUGGGAGCAGGUCAAUUGUGGGUUCAUAUGUUCCCGUGAAAGAAAUGAGUGUUAAUGAUAUGUGAAGUCCUGAAUUUUUUUCAGGCUUCUUUACGCAAUUGCAUAAAUUGCGUUCACUGCGACGAUCAUUUCUUCAUUUUCAUUUCAUUUUCGCAGUUCAAAUAUGAUUUAUUUCAUAUAUCAUUAUCACUCAUUUCUUUCACGGGAACAUAUGAACCCACAACUGACCUGCUCCCAACGUCAGUGGCUUCAUAGCUCAGUUGGUAGAGCAUCGCACCGGUAUCGCGAGGUCACGGGUUCAAACCCCGUUGAAGUCCUGAAUUUUUUUUCAGGCUUCUUUACGCAAUUGAAUAAAUUGCGUUCACUGCGACGAUCAUUUCUUCAUUUUCAAAUAGUAUUGAAUUUUGCGAUUUUUACGAGUUUUGCGAUUUGGGAAACAUCGCGAAAUUUAAUACUCGCGAAAUCUAAAAAUCCCUGAAAAUCGCGAAAUGAAAUACUCGCGAAAAGUGAGAAUAGGUAUACCUUAAAGUCGAUCAACCUCGUUUCCAGGCGCGGCAGCCUAGCUGUUUAAUUAGUCACGGUUAUUCAUACACUAAAUAUCUACGUUGAGCGUAUUCCUUUUGCUUCUUAGUCUCGGUCCGUUCUUUUUGUAUGGUUAUUUAGGCCUUGUCCACACACAUCCAGAUAUUUUUGAAAACGGAGAUUUUUCCCUCCGUUAUCGAAGAAAUACGCGUGCACACAUGGCGUAUGAGAAUCCCGUUUUCGCCCGUCCACACGAAAACGCUAAUACGAUUGAAAUACGAUAGCAUCAUUCAUUUUUUUUUUUCGCCAUUUACCGGAAAUACAACAACAAUAAUCAGAAAUUUAUAAUACAUUAAAGACAAUAUACAAUAUUUUAACUACAGAGCAUGCGCUUUAUGAUGUAUGACAUCAUCGUUUUCGAAAACCUCGGUUUUUUCCUAGCUGUCUACACGAAAUAGUAAGGCGGUGUUAUCAAAAAAAAUACCUUCGGGCCCCCUUUUAGAAAACCUGCGUUUUUAGUGCCCGAAAACGCCUUUUACGUUUGGACGGAAGGCUAAAACGGAGAACAAAUUCUCCGUCUUCUUAGAUAUCCGGAUACAUGUGGAUGCGGCGUUACGUUGUCCUUCUCUGUAGAGAAACAUCGUAGAUUCUCACUCAAAUUUUUAUUAUUGUUUUAUUAUUAAGAUCACUGAUACGCUUAAUUGGAUGGUGCGAAUGACAAGUGAAUUGGAGACUGAUCUCGUUGCUGUUGAAAGAGUGAAAGAAUAUUCAGAAACAGCUACUGAAGUGAGAUUCUUUUAACUUUAAAAAAUGUUUGUUUUUAAAUUUUUAUACAUUAGGUGCUUACAAUUAAUCGUGACAUACCAGUUUUGUUAUAGAAAGCGUUAAAUAAACUGACAAGUAGGUCUUAUUUGAUUAGUAGCAUUGAAAGAUUUUAUCUAUUGGCAUAAAAACGUAGGAAAACGAAUGGUGCUGAAAAUGAUUAUGUUUUACAGCAUACUAAAUAUUGCCUCAUAAAAGUGUCCCUUACAUUUUGUUCCUUUCCCUUACAUUUAGCUUAAUAACGAAUAAAUUGUCUUAUUUAUGGAUUGUAGCGGUAAAUCUUCAUUCAGUGAAUUUUUCUUACAUAACCGUCGUCGCAGCAUACUUACCUUCAAUAAUUUACGUCACAGAUUUUAAAGAAAGUGCUUUUUAAAAGGUUUCUUUACUAUUACAAGAAAUAAGGAGAAGUUAUGCAACUAAUGCCAGGCAUUUAAAAACAAAUAAGCGUUUGACUUAGAUUUCACUUCAGACCCCAUUUCAUCGACCAAAAGGUUUAGCAAGUUGUUUGUAAACAGCCGACUUAAAUAUUUGUCCUCCUUUGUAUAGUCUCUGUCACAUAGUCUUUGUCUGAUUUGCUUUGUAACAGGCCGAAUGGAUUAAACCAGACAAUCGACCCCCAGAUGACUGGCCUAAUACCGGUGGUGUUGUCAUAGAAGAAUUUGACUUGAGAUACAGAGAAGGAUUGCCUCUUGUACUUAAACAGAUCAACUGUGAUGUUAAACCGGGAGAAAAGGUAUUCAGUAUUAUGGUGUUUUAACUAUUGAUUUAACAGGAAGAUUCAGCUCAACACACUUGUUGGGGGAUGCUCAAACUUCGUACCUUGGUUGAAGAUUUCGUAAACAACACAACCGAAAAGGAAAAUGUUAGUUAUUACGUGGUACAAAGAAAGACUGUUUCAAGGUAAGACUUAACAUUGCCUUUCAAUCUUGUCGUUCCAACAGAUUGGUAUUGUGGGCCGCACAGGAGCUGGCAAAUCGUCCCUGACUUUAGCUUUGUUUCGCAUUCUGGAGAGAGCUGGGGGGAGGAUUUUAAUUGAUGGAAUUGAUAUCGCUACGGUUGGACUGCAGGAUCUACGCUCUAGACUCACUAUCAUUCCACAGGUGACAACAUUUAUUCUGAACCAAGCUAAAGAAGCAACCACUAUCUUUCCACCCGGUAGUGACAGUAGAAUAUAGUAUGCACAAGGGGGAUGAAUAAAUUGCAUAAGCCUGUGUUCUGGAGAAAACUGCAAGAAAAAGCUCUUUCGCAUACCAUUGGACUCCACAUAAGUUUAAUACGCCUGGUCAGAGUAGGCACGUAAGGUGUGCACACGUUUGUGAUUUAUGCUGCGUUCGAUUGACCUUAUUCUUGAAUCGGAGUACAAAGAAUAAUCCAGAUUAUCCGUUCGGUUGACCUGCUUUUCCAGUUCUGGAAUAAUUUUUGCAAGUAUUUUGCUUCAGGGAGUAGAAUGCUUGGAAUAAAACGGAAUAUCGAGAUCAUUUUUCGGUUUUCUUAAAACAAAGACGGAGUUUGCGUUCUAGUCUUGUUAUCAGAUUCCAGAGGCAUUGAAUUAAAGCGUUAAGCUUAAAGUACCUGACAUAAUUAAGUAAGUCUGCCAUAGUUCCUAAGCGUAGCAUUAAACACUCGCUUUUGAGACUCUCUGGCCUUCGGCUUUACUUUUAGCCUCCCGUGCUGUGUUAUAACGACAGAAACGAUGACACCACCGUAAGGAAAAAGCUGUUUUACUUUGUUUGUCAAAGCAACUGUGCAUUUUGAUUCAUUAAGAGAUUUCUCUCUCAUCAGGACCCAGUGUUGUUUUCUGGAAGUGUCCGUUCAAACCUUGACCCGUUUAAUAAACACAGUGACGAGGAACUGUGGAAAGCACUAGAAGUUAGUCAUUUAAAGAGUUUCGUUUCCGGACUGAGUGACGGACUACAACAUAAGAUAACAGAAGGAGGAGAAAAUUUAAGGUGAUAUGUUAUAACAUAUUUCAGUGAGCCUUUACAUUUUAUUGUACAAUCCUUUCGACUAGAGAUUUAAAUUUGCUGUAGAAUGAAGCCCUAUUGGCCUUUAAUUUGUAGAGCUAGUUUCUCAUUUUAUGCAAGUGAUUGGCUGGAGCUUCACGUAACCUAUGGUUUAUCAGUUUGUCAGGCGCAUAUUUAACUCACCUUAGGGGCUGUUUCCACUAAGUUCCCGGACACCGGUGCCUGGCUGCGGGCACAAAAUGGUGUUGUAAUCACACCCUAGGUACCAUAUAUAUAAUUGUGCAUAUAGUUGCUCCAUUUUUCCUGUCAGACACCAUUUUGAAACUUGACCGUAACAGGCAGUUAUGGAUACGCAAAGCAGUGGAUUGCUUCGGAAUUAAGGGACAAUGUGUGCACACAUUGACACGGUGCCUACUUAAGUGUCUGAGAGCAAGGUCUUAACCUUGUACUUUGGCACCGGCACCUUCCGUGAAUUCUGGCUUGGCAACUUGACAAAAACGGUGUGUUCACGUUAAUGCCCAGCGAGUACCGUGAACACUGCCUUAGAAGCCAAAUGUGGGUCUGAGUAAUAUUUUGUAACUUUUGCUCGGCUGUCCCUGUAAUGACGCCAAAGCUCUAGAGAAAUACAUGAGGCAUCCCGGAUAGGUUAAGCUAUGUAGUUAUAUUAACACAAUGUCCUUUUUCCCGCAGUGUCGGUCAGCGACAGUUAGUAUGUUUAGCUCGCGCGUUACUCCGCAAAAGCAAACUCCUUGUUCUUGAUGAGGCCACAGCUGCAGUGGAUCUGGAAACAGACGAACUCAUUCAACAGACAAUUCGGCGCGAGUUUGCUGACCGCUCGGUGUUCACUAUUGCUCACAGGCUCAAUACUAUCAUGGAUUAUGACAGGUGAAUGGGAGGUGGAGUAGAAGAGGGCUUGCGCGAGUCAGAAAAUGUGGCCAAAAUACAAAGCACGGCACGUUCUUUAUUUACGGUUCCAUAUCUUUACUCUUUCAUAUAUCACCUUCCGGUUUUUUUUUUCUUUUUUUCAAAAGUAGGCCGCUUGUACUGAAUUGACAUUUACAAGUUAAGACUCAUUGUCAGUCACUUCAAAGCCGUCAAAACACACGUUAUGCCGAACAGACGAGAUAUUAGGAAGCUUAAGCAAAGACAACGGCGACGACAACGAAAACGACAACAACGCAGUGGGCGAAAUUAGCAAAACAACAACUCUGCACGUUCAUCACGCUUUUUUGUCCAUUUCUUUGCCGUCGUUGCAAGUAUAAGACAUGAAACUUCUUAAUUUCACGUUCUGUGGAGGACGUCAAUACAAGGCAACGAAUUUCUAUUUCUUUUUCUGAAUUUGCAUACGGCGCUUAAGAAUUCAACUCCAGAGAAAUUUACCAAAAUUUGACAAAUUGAACGCGAUGGAAUAAGCGCUUGUAAGUUUGAACUUCUUAAGUGACGUUUUCGCAGCCGCCGCCUUCGUCGUUGCUUAAGCUCCCUAUUACUGGGAUUUGGCAUACCUUAGUUUCCUUCAUACCUUUUUGAUUUUUAAAGGAAAUUUUCUUUCAAUCCAAGGGGAAAUACCUCACCCAUUACCCCUGCAUUGUUUUACCAUCCUAGUCUGUCUCUGAAUAGGAGAUUAAAAAAGAUUUGUGUACUUGUCUCUCUCUAGGGUCUUGGUUCUCGAUAAUGGCGCCGUCGUCGAGUUCGAUUCCCCUUCAAAUCUGUUGAGUUUAAAUGGCGUCUUCAGGAAAAUGGCUCAAGAUGCAAAUUUGGCGUAAGUCGUUCUGUUUCGCCAUUGACUCUCUACGGAUGACGUGCUUUAUUGGUGUAAAAGAAGUUUCUGGCGAGAAGGAAAUACUGAGGGUCGCCGUUGUUACACAGCCAGGAAAUAUCCAAUUGCAAUUUCGUCACGAAAGAAAACAGUGACCUGAGUGGUCAAUUGGACACUACUGGACCCCAGGUCACAGUAUCGGAAUAUAAUUAUAUACUAUGAUAAUUUAUAUAUUUUAACACUUU